Messenger RNA from Hyaena hyaena (striped hyena), 494 nucleotides. It is a transcript of the gene APOC2, whose product is annotated as apolipoprotein C2. Gene Ontology annotation, molecular function: lipoprotein lipase activator activity; phospholipase binding; lipid binding. Bases 55 to 360 code for a protein of 101 amino acids. The record is from RefSeq and is a predicted model, not a curated record. Gene Ontology annotation, biological process: high-density lipoprotein particle clearance; lipid metabolic process; positive regulation of phospholipase activity. Gene Ontology annotation, cellular component: spherical high-density lipoprotein particle; intermediate-density lipoprotein particle; low-density lipoprotein particle. The transcript is spliced from 4 exons. Lineage: Eukaryota; Metazoa; Chordata; Mammalia; Carnivora; Hyaenidae.
GUGAGGACAGCCUGGCAGAGUCUGCCUCCUCAGUGUUCCAGGUCUUCCGAAGCCAUGGGCACCCAAUACCUCCUGGUUCUGUUUCUUGUCCUCCUGAUACCGACAUGUGAGGUCCAGGGGGCCGACAUGGCCCAACAGGAUGAAGUCACCAGUGCCCCCCUGCUCACCCAGAUGCAGGAAUCCCUCUAUAGCUACUGGGACUCGGCCAAAGCGGCCGCCCAAGACCUGUACAAGAAGACAUACCUGACCACCAUGGAUGAGAAAAUCAGGGACAUGUACAGCACAAGCACAGCAGCUGUGAGAAUUUACACAGGGAUUUUCACUGACCAGAUAUUUUCUAUGUUGAGUGGAGACUCAUAACAUCUGGGCCCUGACUGUGGGGGAGGGGAGAGCCCAGACCCCACAACCCCUCGGCUCCCGAGACUGACCCCUCACUUCUUUGCAGCUCUCGGCAUCCUGCUCUCAGUGCUCACCUGACUUCUUAUAAAUAAAUU